ACAAACGAAAAAAACACAACAAUUGACCAAACAGAGUUAUUUCAAAAACCUCAACAAGGUUGUUCGUGAUUUUAUUUUUUUUUCCCGUAUUUUUUUGAAGAGUUGGUUUCUCAUUGUCGUGAAAACACACAGGCGUCAUCCGCCAGCUCCUAACAUCUUGCGACGGUAUUCGAUCUAUAGAAGAUAUGUGCUGUCGCCCUCCGAUGAAAAGCCUACAGAGAGGCGUCACAUCCGGAUGCUGCAGAGCUCUAACAGCGGGGCCUACGAGCCUGCGUCGGUCAGCUAGCUAGCUAGCUGUAGCAGUCCACUGGCAGCUGUCGAGCCCCCACCUCUCCCCGAAACGUGUUGGGCUGGCAAUUCAGAGUCAAUGUUUUUAGCUCGCUCCUUGUCCAAGAUGUCAAGUCCCAAUCCUUUGUUGAGGCUGGAGCAGCGGGCGUCUGAGGCCGACCAGAUCAUCGAGUACCUGAAACAACAAGUCCAGCUGCUGAAGGAGAAAGCCAUCGUCCAGGCCAGUGUCAGAGAAGAGAAGAAGCUGAUGGUGGAGAAUGCCAAACUGAAGAAUGAUAUUGAGCAACUAAAAAACCAGCUGCUGGAAAAAGAGAAGAAGAGGGGAGUGCGGGCAGUGGCCAUGCCUUCAAGUGACAACAGUGUUGAGUGCAUUUCGAAGCCCAGCCCUCCUAAACCCUCUGGACCAGCAGCCUCUGCUUUCCCUGCUGCGGCCAACCAGAGCCCCUCUCCCAGAGAUGAGGGUAAAAAGAAGAAGCCAGAGAAAAAAGGAGGGGAGAAAGCAGAGAAGAAGCAGGCGGCCCCAAGCCAAGAAGAGGCCACGGUGGAUGUGUCUCGUCUGGACCUGCGUGUUGGACGUAUAAUCACAGCCGAGAAGCACCCAGAUGCCGACAGUCUGUAUGUGGAGCAGGUGGAUGUGGGAGAGGCUUCUCCCAGGACGGUGGUCAGUGGGCUGGUCAAGCACAUACCUCUGGAUCAGAUGCAGAACCGCAUGGCAGUCCUGAUGUGUAACUUGAAGCCAGCCAAGAUGAGAGGCGUGGUGUCCCAGGCGAUGGUCAUGUGUGCCAGCUCACCAGACAAGGUCGAAAUUCUCGAUCCUCCAAGUGGAGCAGCACCAGGGGACAGAGUUACUUUCCAGGGCUUCCCAGGUGAACCAGACAAAGAGCUGAACCCCAAAAAGAAGGUGUGGGAGCAGGUUCAGCCAGAUCUGCGCACGGACGACCAGUGUGUCGCAACCUACAAGGGAGCUGCCUUUGAAGUGGCCGGCAAGGGAGUCUGCAAAGCCCAAACCAUGAGCAACAGUGGAAUCAAAUGACAUAACAGAACUGCUUGAAGUAGAUCAGUGUUUACUUGCUCUGCAGUGAUGGAGUUGAGAAACAGAAGGGCGAGGAAUGGAAGUUAAUGCUUUUGAAGAUGUUCAAUAAAGGGAUUUGAAAAGUAUACAUA
Messenger RNA from Cyclopterus lumpus (lumpfish), 1452 nucleotides. RefSeq names its product aminoacyl tRNA synthetase complex interacting multifunctional protein 1a (gene aimp1a). The record is from RefSeq and is a predicted model, not a curated record. The coding region runs from base 368 to 1321 and encodes 317 amino acids. The transcript has 7 exons. NCBI's taxonomy places the organism in Eukaryota, Metazoa, Chordata, Actinopteri, Perciformes, Cyclopteridae. Gene Ontology annotation, molecular function: tRNA binding.